AUGGCUACGAAUUGGUUGGCUGUGAAAAAAGAUACUACAUGGGUCUACCAAGUGUCGCAAAUGAGCGAAAUCGCCUUGUAUACACUCGUGCACGACGAACUCAAGACGACAUAUACAAUUGCUCAUGUGGCAGUGAACCCCUAUCUGAUACUGCUAGACACGCUGACAAAUGCGUCAACGUACAAGACACUUGAAGAUCAAAAAGUUCUGUCAGACGGGUGUUAUCACCUUGGAAUCUCAAGGCGGUACAGUGUUUUCGAUGCAGUGACUGCGUGUAUCACGGUCCAAGCAGAAGAAAAACAAUCACGUGUGGAGGUCGACAAGUUGGUGCAAGUCAUUGUACGUAUUGCUGCCCAAACGCUGCAAGGGGCGGCGAGAGAAGAGGAAGCACGAGGACGAGAUGCUGGUCUGCUAUCGCAAUUUGCAAAGAAGUUGUUAUUGACACCGUCAGCAGUGACGUGUCCACUUACGAGUUAG
Molecule: messenger RNA, 477 nt
Organism: Peronospora matthiolae
Lineage: Eukaryota; Oomycota; Peronosporomycetes; Peronosporales; Peronosporaceae
Source: the annotation of a GenBank genome assembly